Messenger RNA from Vicia faba (fava bean), 912 nucleotides. The record is from the annotation of a GenBank genome assembly. NCBI's taxonomy places the organism in Eukaryota, Viridiplantae, Streptophyta, Magnoliopsida, Fabales, Fabaceae.
AUGGAAACCCUAGACUCCGAACCAUCGUCUCCUUCAACAACAAUUCAUUCCAAACCUCAAAUCUCUUCUCCACUUCCAUCGUCGAUGCUCAGACUGUGGAGACAAGCUGCCCAGCGAAAUCUGAGGAACCAGUGGUCACAAUUGGCGUUGCUCAAGGAUCAAUGGUCCGAUAUUUCUUCCACCGCAAGAUCUCACGCUUCAGCUCUCGUCAAUGCUCACCUUUCUCAAAGGUACAUGCCUGAUAUGAAGUUGGGUGUUUUGAGCAAUAUGUCUGGUAUAAGAAAGAAAGCUUGUUUUAAACUAUUCAACCAGCAGAAACUUCAGAGGAGCCAAUUAUUGUUGUCUUAUAAGGACAUGGUGGGCGUUGUAAGUAAAAUGGUCAAUGUUAGCAGAUCAAUGAAGUGCUUUUUCAGAAGAUCAAACAAUAGUUCACUGUUACAAUUUUCUCAUUACUCUAUAGACCAGAGUGACUCUGGUGAUAGUGGAGAUGGUGGUGGAAUUCCAGUAUUUGCAUUCUUCUCAAUCUCUUCGCAUGAGAAAUUGGUGGAGGAGCUGGUUCAGAUGUUCAGAUUGGAACUGUGUUUGAAGCGCCUACUUGUUCUUGAAUUUAUGUUCAUUGGUGAUGAUGCUUCACAAGUAAACCAGUUGCAUUGGUCAUCUCAGAUUUAUGUUGAUGAAUUCAAAGAUUUGAAUGACUGCAAUCUGUUUUGUGAGGUGACUUGUGGACCAGUUCCACCAAGAUUGAGGGAGGGGAAAUCUGACAUGGCUACUUUAAGAUUCGACAGCCGACCUAACCCAGAGGUUUUACAGGUUUAUUUAACAACGGGGCUUGCGGGGGUGAACAUAAACACUUCCAGGGUUAAUGAGAUAUUUGAAGUUGUUGGGGAGGAAAUGCACGUUAGCAUAGGUUAG